UAUCAGCUGGUUAGACAGCAAGCCCAAAGUUCGUCCCUACUCCAAUCGCCUCUGCAUUGAACUACAGUAUGAGUUUUUCGCAUUCGAUUUAAUUGAGGGAGGGGCCAUGGAACAGCCUGGUCCUGCUUCAGAUACACACAUGAUGGAAGGAUCAGAGGUUGAAUCUGUGUCUGAGGGAUCUCCCCCUGUGAGUCAGCCCCACAACAGCACAGCCAAUGUAGAAAAUGAGGAGCAAAUAUCCCACAAUGGUGCUGAUGAGGCAGAAAAGUGCAGUCAGGCAAAAGAUGAAGCACUGCCUGAAAGUGAAUUAAUCAAGAGUACAACAGAUGUUGAGAUGGACACAAAGACAGAGCCAGAAGCUCAAACAUGUAGCCAGGAACAGGUGGUUGGGAGUGAGAUGGAUGCUGAUACCAGCUGUCAUAACAAUACACUUUCCACGGAAGGUGGGAUUCCUUCAUUUUCAAAUGAGGCUGGUGGAGCUUUGGUAGCCCCAGACACCUCUUUAGAUGAUGUGGUAGAAAGCUCUCCUUCUGUUCUUGAAGGCACAAUCGAAACCUUAUUGACUUUUGAUGAAGUGAAGGCUCCUCAUGCCACAACUCCGAACCACAAUAUGCAACCAUCACUCUUGGUUACAAAUUGUUCCACAGAGCCAUCGCCGGCUGAUGAUAAUGGUUCAGCUGAGAGUCCAUCAUCCUCUUCCGUCCAGAGCACUUCCAAAAACUCCCCUACCGAGACCACGACCACCUCUGGGAUUUCUAACGGCCCCUCGACCCCUAGCUCUGACACUGUCAGCUCCUCUCUUGCUUCCAGUCCACAAACCGGUGCCAACAUCUCAGCCCCGUCACAUUCCUCGUCGAGCCCAUAUGACACUGAUUGCAGCCGCAAGCUUAUUUCCCAGAUCCAGCGCUCGCUGUCACAGGAGUCACUGCUGGAUGAGCUAGAGUCAGAGCUUUUGGCCUGUCAGCUGCCUGAGGGUGAAGGUGGAAGCGAGAGAAAGGGCAGCCCACCUGUCAAUGGACUCCCCACAGACCAGGAGGACUGCAUGGUGGUCUUUGAGAAGUGUGUGCAGUACAAGUAUGCACAGCAGGAGAAAGCUAUUCAGAGGUUGCUUGAGGAGAACAAGAGACACCAGGAGCUGAUCCUGGGUAUCUGUUCAGAGAAGGACAACAUGAAGGAAGAGCUGAAAAAGAGGACAGAGACGGAAAAGCAGCACAUGGCCACCAUUAAAAAGUUGGAAGGCAGGGUGGAGGAGCUCCUGAAAGAACUGAAGGAGUCGCGGGAUAAACUAAUCCACCAGGACCAGGCAGCUAAGGCCGCCCUCCAGCAGAUGCAGAAGGAGAUGGCCUUCCGGCUAGAACAGGCGAACAAGAAGUGUGACGAGGCACGCCAAGAGAAGGAGGCCAUGGUGAUGAAGUAUGUGCGGGGGGAGAAAGAGGCCCUCGACCUCAGACGGGACAAGGAGGGUUUGGAGAAGAGGCUGAGGGAGGCCACCAAGGAGGUAGACCGCCAGGCGCUCCGAGGAAACCAGCUGGCUCAGGAGAAAGGCCGGCUGCAGCAGCUGUAUGAUGCUAAGGAGGGCGAGGUUAGCAGGUUGACCCGAGAGGUGGAAAAGUUGAAGGAGGAGAUCAACUCGCAUCUUAUCAAGGUCAAAUGGGCCCAGAACAAACUAAAGAGUGAGGCGGAUGCACACAAGGAAACUAAAGACAAACUGAGAGAAACCACAUCCAAACUGGCCCAGGCCAAAGAAGAGACCGAACAGAUCCGCAAGAACUGCCAGGACAUGAUCCGAACAUACCAGGAAUCAGAAGAGCUCAAGUCCAAUGAGCUGGAUGCUAAACUGAGAGAGACCAAAGGAGAGCUGGAGAAACACAAGCAGGAACAAACCGACCAAUUGGAGGUACACCGAGUGAAGGCCAAGGAGCUGGAAGACCUGAAGAGGAGUUACAAAGAGGGCAUGGAUGAGCUCAAUACCCUACGCACCAAGUUGAAGUGUUUAGAGGACGAGCGUCCACGCUGGGAGGACGAGCUGAGCAAGUACAGGGAGAUCAUCAACCGGCAGAAGGCUGAGAUCGGCCGGCAGAGAGAAAAGCUGGACGAGAUCACGGCACUCCAGGAGCAGCAUCAACGUGACCAACAGGAGAUCACAUCUCUUCGUGAGGAAGUGGACGGUCAGACCAACCAGAUGGCUGACCUCCAGCGUGAUGUACAAGGCAGCAGGGAGCGUGAGGCUGAGUUACUGGGCUUCACUGAGAAGCUGAGCAGCAAGAACGCCCAGCUCCAGUCAGAGAGCAACGCAUUACAGUCUCAGCUGGAUCAGCUCACCAGCAGCUUUACGGAGCUCCAGGCAAAGCUGGAGGAGACCAACAGGCUUCUGGAUGACAAGUCACGACACCUGAAACAGGAAGAGGUGCUGAGGCAGCAGGAGGUGCAGGGCUUGCAGGAGCAGCGGACAGCACUGCAGACAGAGGUGGUCCAGCUGAAAACCAGAGUUGAAGAGCUGCGAGAUGAGCUGGUGACUCAGAAAAGGAAACAAGCCGCCAACAUCAAGGACCUGACGAAACAACUUACGCAAGCCCGUAAGAGACUGGAGCAGGUUGAGAAUGGAGGCUGCGACCGGGAUGCCAGCAGCAUGGGCAGUCGCUCUAGUUCCUCAGGUACUACUCCUGGAUUUGGCUCCUUGAAUGCACGUCACGGCGGGAGCAGUGGUGUCGAAGAGCGGUCGCCCGAGAGUCAGUCAGGUCCUUCAGUGGUGGUCGUGGACAGCUUCCCAGAGGUCGACAAGGCUGUGCUGGUGGAGCGCAUUGUCCGUCUGCAAAAGGCUCUGGCUCGCAAGCAGGAAAAAAUUGAGUUCAUGGAGGAUCACAUCAAGCAACUGGUGGAAGAGAUCCGCAAAAAGACCAAAAUUAUCCAGAGCUACGUGCUAAGGGAGGAGACGGGGGCCCUCUCGUCAGAGGCGUCCGACAUUAACAAGGCCCACCUGAGCCGUCGGGGAGGCAUUAUGGCUUCGCUUUACACCUCCCACCCGGCGGACAGCGGGCUGACCCUGGAUCUGUCGCUGGAGAUCAACAGGAAGCUGCAGGCUGUGUUGGAGGACACACUGCUGAAGAACAUUACUCUGAAGGAGAACCUGCAGACACUCGGGGCCGAGAUCGAGAGGCUCAUAAAACAGCAGAGAGAUCCCGAGGACGGAGUGAGGAGGAAGUGA
Molecule: messenger RNA, 3205 nt
Organism: Seriola dumerili (greater amberjack)
Lineage: Eukaryota; Metazoa; Chordata; Actinopteri; Carangiformes; Carangidae
Gene: ccdc186
Product: coiled-coil domain containing 186
Exons: 16
Coding region: 107-3205 (1032 amino acids)
Biological process (GO): vesicle cytoskeletal trafficking
Cellular component (GO): trans-Golgi network
Molecular function (GO): small GTPase binding
Source: RefSeq, a predicted model, not a curated record